GAUAGUCAGUAACCCGAAAAGUGAUUUAUGGAAACCAUGGCGGAGAGUCGGGAUUCAUUAUCAGCAAACAUGUCGGAGCCAAGCAAUCAGGUAAGAAUAGUCCCGGCCAAUUCGGAGGACAAACUGGUCCUUGUGCUGGCCGAUCUUUUGGUGCGCAGCUCCGAGGCGGCGUUGAAGAGACAGGACAAGUUCAACGUGGGACUCUCAGGUGGAUCCCUUAUCCAGCUAUUGACGAAAGCCCUCAAAUGGGGAGGCCUGAAAACUGAAAAGUGGGUGUUUUAUUUCUGUGACGAGCGGUAUGUCCCCCUGGAUGACGGCGAUUCCACCUACGGCGCGUACAAAGCCGAGUGGCUGACAAACUUCCCCGGUAUUCAGGACUCGCAGUUCGUUCGUGCCGAUACCACCAAGUCGCUGGAUGACUGUGCCACGGACUAUGAGACCAAGGUCAAGGAUCAGGUGGGCUGCGGGUGCCUACCGCGCUUCGACCUCUUGCUCCUGGGCAUGGGUCCCGAUGGCCACACAUGCUCCCUCUUUCCCGAGCAGCCGGCCUCGCUCCAGGAAUCCCAGCGACUGGUCAUCCCCAUCCGCAACUCCCCCAAGCCGCCGCCUGAGCGGAUCACCUUCACCCUGCCACUGAUCAAUAACGCCUGGAGUGUAGCUUUCGUGGUCACGGGCGCUGGAAAGGCCAGUGUCGUUAAGAGUGUGUUUGUCGAUCAGGACAAGAAGUAUCCUGCUGCCUGGGUGAAACCCACAGAUGGAGAAUUGAUGCUGAUUGUAGACGAAGGAGCUGCAAAAGAACUUUUAGCAUAGUUAUGACAUUUAUUAGUGAUAAUGAAUCUUGUGAUAUCCUUGCAGAGGGUAUUUUUAUUUCAGUCUAAAGUUUGCAAAGCAGUUAAUAAGAUACCUCCGACCCCAAAGAUCUAAAAAGCUGUUUCCAUAAAGAUCGGACUACUAUAUCAUAAACCUGCCAUAGAAAAACUGUGAAAUAUUUAAAGAAAAACUACACAGUAAACCUUAAUGAAAGAGUAUAUCAGCUUUGCCUUAGCAAUGCUUGCUUUCUUUCUUGAUAAUAAAAAUAUUUUUAUACAGAA
This is a messenger RNA of Drosophila ficusphila, 1091 nucleotides long. Its product is annotated as probable 6-phosphogluconolactonase. The transcript has 3 exons. Gene Ontology annotation, biological process: carbohydrate metabolic process; pentose-phosphate shunt. Gene Ontology annotation, molecular function: 6-phosphogluconolactonase activity. Lineage: Eukaryota; Metazoa; Arthropoda; Insecta; Diptera; Drosophilidae. The coding region runs from base 28 to 810 and encodes 260 amino acids. The record is from RefSeq and is a predicted model, not a curated record.